This is a messenger RNA of Homo sapiens (human), 459 nucleotides long. RefSeq names its product BOP1 ribosomal biogenesis factor (gene BOP1). Gene Ontology annotation, molecular function: ribonucleoprotein complex binding. The record is from RefSeq and is marked validated. Lineage: Eukaryota; Metazoa; Chordata; Mammalia; Primates; Hominidae. Gene Ontology annotation, cellular component: nucleoplasm; preribosome, large subunit precursor; nucleolus. Gene Ontology annotation, biological process: maturation of 5.8S rRNA from tricistronic rRNA transcript (SSU-rRNA, 5.8S rRNA, LSU-rRNA); ribosomal large subunit biogenesis; rRNA processing.
CUCCUGCGCACGCGGCCCGGUCGCUGUCGGAAGCGGCUGUGCGGGUGGCGGCCGGCGCGCGGUGGGGCAUGGCGGGUUCGCGGGGUGCGGGGCGCACGGCGGCGCCGAGCGUGCGGCCGGAGAAGCGGCGGUCUGAGCCCGAACUGGAGCCUGAGCCCGAGCCGGAGCCCCCCCUCCUCUGCACCUCUCCUCUCAGCCACAGCACCGGCAGCGAUUCUGGCGUCUCCGACAGCGAGGAAAGUGUGUUCUCAGGCCUGGAAGAUUCCGGCAGUGACAGCAGUGAGGAUGAUGACGAAGGCGACGAGGAGGGAGAGGACGGAGCCCUUGAUGACGAGGGCCACAGUGGGAUUAAAAAGACCACUGAGGAGCAGGUGCAGGCCAGCACUCCUUGCCCGAGGACAGAGAUGGCGAGCGCCCGGAUUGGGGAUGAGUAUGCGGAGGACAGCUCUGAUGAGGAGG